GUUUUCCCCGAAGCAAAGAAACGGAUAAGAAUUUUCCGUGCGCGUACCAUUCGACCAAGAGUUUGGUUUCUAGUGGCCUCGCGGGUGUUGUGCAUAUGAAUAUCGCGAAAAUCACAUUAAUAAGCCUUUGUCAUGUAAAACAGUGCAAAUAGAGAAAGCUGAUAAAUGAUCGAGGCAACCACCGAUCGUUUCUUUCCGUGAAUCAUACUGGUGUGCUGGCAAAAUUGCAUUGUCUAACACGGGACAAGGCCGCACGGACGGGCCACAGGGGCCCACCACAACCAGAAUCAAAUUAUCCCUCGUGCAAAGUGAACAGACACGAAAGACGAAACGCCUAGAGCAAGCAGAGGGCAAGAGAAGUGCGAUUUCAUGGCUUUCGGAAGUGCCGCCACAUGACAUCAUCGUCGACCGCGCGGAGGGUGGCCAAACAGUCAUUUGAAAGAACAACAUCCCACAAGAGUGAACAAAACGACCAGUGUUAGUGCCAAGUUCAUCUCUCUUCCAUUCCGUUGCGCCGUAAUUUUGGACUGACCAGCAAAAUGACCGAUUUGUCCUACCGCCACGGGAAUGGUGCGUCGACCAGCAGCAUCUACGACUACCCGGAGCAUCUCAAUCCGUUCUACGAGGAUGAAAAUCACAAGCGGUUAAGGUUCUGGAACCACAAGCCGGCCUCGAACCGAUCGCAGCGCCGUGGUAGCUUCUCGAGCUUACGCGACGGGAUCCGCGAGUUCUGGCAAUACUCAUCAACACAUUUUAGGAAGAAACGUUCAUCAACGCUUGGGGUCAACAAAACGUCGGAAAGUCCACCACCGUUGCGAAGGGAGGUGUACGAGGACGAUAGCUAUGCUACUGUCGGAGGAGGAAGUGGUGCCCACCGGAACACAGUCACCGGUUAUGAGACUCCGGCGCGCCAAACCCAAUCCUACUCAAACACGCCCCUGUUUGUACGGCAUUCGCGCUACCGGGGCUCCAUGCAAGCUCCCGCUAAGGAUAACGAUGAGAUCGGUUUCACACGCAACGAUCGCUACCGGAGUACGAUUCAGAAUGGGUUCUCAACGUACAGCACGGGAAUGGUAACGUCUACGCCACGGAAGAAGCAAGCCCCAGCCCUGCCGUACGGUACCACACCACGGGUUCCUCAGCAGCAUGGCAACACGAACCCAUUCGAUGAACCGAUGGACCAGGACGGAGACACGAUGUCUACGUACAGUCUGGACGAUGGUGACGGAAGCACCUUGCGAUCACGCAGAAAUGGAACCAAAACUCGCACAAAGCGUAGAGCACCACCACCGCCGCCACCGAUCUCCACCCAAACCACCACCUCGCAGCAAGCAAUCGAGGAAUCCCCGGCCAACGAUGAGCAGACCGAAGAUUUGCGAAAUCUUGCGGCAGAAAUUGAGAGUUUUGUUCGAGUUUCAACUACUACCGGUGACGAUAGUCCGCAGGUCCAGCCUACUGACGCAAAUGGCCCUGUCGUCCAGUCAUGCGAUGUUAAUAAUAAUGCAGAGAGCACAGAGAUUCCUACUACCGUAUCUGCGAUAGAACGUGAAAUUAUCGUACAAGAAGUGCGAGCUGCUGAUAAUGUUCCUAAAGAAACGAUCAUCGCACAGCCCGCAGCCGGGGACACUGUGGAGAAAAUCGUUACAGCAAACAAAACCGAAGAUGUGCCAUCGCAAGGCUCCCUCAAGGUGACGGAGGCACACACAACCACAACUGUUGAGAGCAUUGUUACCGUGGAGAAUGGGAAUGGAGAAUCAACACCUCCACUCCCAGCCAGUCCUAUACCGGUACCGCGCAAGAAGCACGACAAAAGUGAACCAUUGGCACCAAGAGAACCACCGGCAGCUGCUGCACCGAGUGACAUCGAUUUCGACCAGUUGGCCCUUCCGGAAACACCUGUCCCAACACGCAGAAUGAGCCGCGAACGGUACAUGGCACAGCAGGUGACGACAGUUGAGAAACCCGCUCCAAAGUUACCCAUUCCUAAGCCACCGGCAAGCUCGGCUGAAGCGGAUGAAGAUGAUGGUCCGACAACGACGAUCAUUGUGGAAAACGUGCAGUACAAACUUAAAGUAGCGCCGAUUACUACCGAGAUCAACACUAAGAUUGAGUCCGCACGCAUGAAGAUAAGCGAAUCGACCAACAACAUAGCUACUGCUACGACGACGGCUACCGAUCAUGAAACGGCCGAGAGGCGCCGUUCAGUUCGGGACAUUAUCGAGUCGAUUAACAAGAGCCAGAGUAUGCUCAAGUUCAACCAUGAUCAGUCGACCAACAGCCUACAGUCGACCCAGUCGACGGAUAGCGUAACACGCAACAUCCGGGAGCUGAAUGAGCGUGAGAAGGAGAUACAGAACUUGCUGCAGGAUAUCAAUGCAUGCUAUGGUGCCGCUUCUGACGAUACACCUAACGGUGAUAGUGCGGUAGUUUCUCCGGUACCGGCGGCGGUCCCACUGUCCACGGGUCGAGGAUCAUACUACGACAAUUUGGCGGACGAUAACUUGUGUGCGAACCUGGACGACCGGAACCAGGCCGUCGGAGGUAGGGUUAAGAAAAGUCCAACCAAAACGCUGAUUCUCAGCGAAGGAACCGACGAACAGCAGUAUCUGGAUUGCAUGGACUGGAAUCCGGUGCCGAAACCGCGACGUUCGAAUGUGCCUUAGGUGCGGCUGUACUUUGAUUUGUUACAACUAGGUUCUUGGGUCCUACGGUUCCAGUUUCGGUUCGGGGGAGACGCCAGUUGCAAUUAAAUUCAAAUUCGGUGUGAUUGUGUUGUGUAGGGUUAUGCUUAGGUAGCGACUCACGUUCGAUAUACAUUAUUUAUAGAGCCCAUGCUUGAUACGACGACGACCGACAAUGUCCGGAGUCGGAGUUUAAUUUCAUGUUCUAACGCUCAAACAGCUUGAAGCCUGUGGGUUCUACCAUUGCCAGUGCUAAGUCGGCAACCGGAUCACCAGCUGGAAAAUAAAUAUCUGAAACCCGCCA
Molecule: messenger RNA, 2985 nt
Organism: Anopheles aquasalis
Lineage: Eukaryota; Metazoa; Arthropoda; Insecta; Diptera; Culicidae
Source: RefSeq, a predicted model, not a curated record